AUGAUCAUGAGUGGCUUCGAUCUGCCGCUGGAGCAGGGCGGCGCUCCGAAGGAACUCCGUGCGAAGUACCGCGCUUUGCUGGCGCGCGCCGUGUCCGAGGGGCACGAGCUGGGGAACCACCUUCAGUUCGACCGGCCAGCGAUCGCCAUGCCGCCCGAGGACUUCGACAGCGCCUUCGACCACUGCGACCGCCUCAUUGCAGAGCUCAGUGGAGGCUUGGGCCGGCUUUGGACACCAGUGCAGGUUUUUCUGACCUCGGCGUACCAUGGGCAUCCUUCCCCAGUAGAUCCCAGUUACUAUAUAAGGAACCAGCGUUCCUACCAGCACCUCCAAAGCGGUCACCUGGCUGGUUUCGCCCCAGCCCACUACUAUCCGAGAUCUCCAUACUGGAACACCCCGAAAGAAGGUCCAGGUACGGUGAUGGUUUGA
This is a messenger RNA of Durusdinium trenchii, 429 nucleotides long. The record is from the annotation of a GenBank genome assembly. Lineage: Eukaryota; Dinophyceae; Suessiales; Symbiodiniaceae.